AGGUGCCACUGGUGAACAGAGAGCCGAGUGGUUACUAAGGCAACCAGGGACCCUGCGGCCGAGUGCGCCUGCUCGGCCGCUUUGGCAGACAGGGGCAGGGCCUGGCGCGCGCACGCACUAGGAGGCGGAGCUAAGGAGUGGGUUUCGAGGCUCCGCCCCCGCGACGCAGCGCUGGUUGGCGCUCCUGCGCCGGAGCCGCUGUGCGUCUCGAGCUGGUGACUGGGUCCAGAAUGGCUUCGGACUCGGGGACCCAGGGGACCCUCUGCACGUUGGAGUUUGCGGUGCAGAUGACCUGUCAGAGCUGUGUGGACGCAGUUCGGAAGUCCCUGCAAGGGGUGGCAGGUGUCCAGGAUGUGGAGGUGCACUUGGAGAACCAGAUGGUCUUGGUACACACCACUCUGCCCAGCCAGGAGGUGCAGGCUCUCCUGGAAGGCACGGGGCGGCAGGCGGUACUCAAGGGCAUGGGCAGUGGCCAGUUGCAGAAUCUGGGGGCAGCAGUAGCCAUCCUGGGGGGGCCUGGCACCGUGCAGGGGGUGGUGCGCUUCCUACAGCUGACCCCUGAGCGCUGCCUCAUCGAGGGAACUAUUGACGGCCUGGAGCCUGGGCUGCAUGGACUCCAUGUCCAUCAGUACGGGGACCUCACAAAGAACUGCAACAGCACCGUGGAGACCUGGGCAAUGUCCGCGCUGAUGCUGAUGGCCGUGCCAUCUUCAGGAUGGAGGAUGAACAGCUGAAGGUGUGGGAUGUGAUUGGCCGAAGCCUGAUUAUUGAUGAGGGAGAAGAUGACCUGGGCCGCGGAGGCCAUCCCUUAUCCAAGAUCACAGGGAACUCUGGGGAGAGGUUGGCCUGCGGCAUCAUCGCACGCUCCGCUGGCCUCUUCCAGAACCCCAAGCAGAUCUGCUCCUGCGAUGGCCUCACCAUUUGGGAGGAGCGAGGCCGGCCCAUUGCUGGCAAGGGCCGAAAGGAGUCAGCCCAGACCCCUGCUCACCUUUGAGCAGGGCCUCACCUUGGCUCUGUUGCUGUCCUCCAGGGCAAGCACUUUCUACUUCCAGAGGGGGCCAGAGGGAUCUUGCCUGCCUAUUCUUUGGAGAGCUCAGUACAAGGCAGGAGCUACUGCUUUUUCCCUUUGCAAAUGAAAGUUUUAUUUUCAUAUGGAA
Sapajus apella (tufted capuchin) is the source of this 1157-nucleotide messenger RNA. It is a transcript of the gene CCS, whose product is annotated as copper chaperone for superoxide dismutase. Lineage: Eukaryota; Metazoa; Chordata; Mammalia; Primates; Cebidae. Gene Ontology annotation, biological process: removal of superoxide radicals. Gene Ontology annotation, molecular function: copper ion binding. The record is from RefSeq and is a predicted model, not a curated record.